Eufriesea mexicana is the source of this 381-nucleotide messenger RNA. RefSeq lists its product as uncharacterized. The record is from RefSeq and is a predicted model, not a curated record. NCBI's taxonomy places the organism in Eukaryota, Metazoa, Arthropoda, Insecta, Hymenoptera, Apidae. The transcript is spliced from 3 exons. The annotation marks the transcript as partial.
GUUCCACGGUUCGACUUACUGCCCGACCACUCUCUUCCAAUUACUUCUCGCUCCGCGAGUUUCCUCCAACAGGGGGCUCGCGAUCCUCGUCUUCCUCACCAACCCGUACGUGAUAUACCGACAUACGUGGAAAGAAAGAGAGAGAGAGAGAGAGAGAGAGAGAGAGAAAGAGAGAAAAAAGAGAGGAGAAGCAGGAAAGACAAGACGAAAGGUACGCGUAUCUCAAAGCUCAAACAGCGGCUCGCGCGGAGGACCGAUCGCGAAUUUGCUUCUCCGGCGAGCUGGCUGCUUCCAUAUGGCAACUCGAUCGUGAUACAAGUGGCCAUAUUACUACUGUCACUGUCUCGAAGAUUAUCUUUACAUAAAGGAACACGUCGAUAA